This is a messenger RNA of Westerdykella ornata, 1561 nucleotides long. RefSeq lists its product as uncharacterized. Lineage: Eukaryota; Fungi; Ascomycota; Dothideomycetes; Pleosporales; Sporormiaceae. The transcript is spliced from 2 exons. Bases 218 to 1432 code for a protein of 404 amino acids. The record is from RefSeq and is a predicted model, not a curated record.
CAGUCCGAGCCAAACUCUCAGAACUCCUCAAUUCUUAUCUCAUUACUCAUCUCAGCUCAGCUCCGCUAUCCCCGAAUGCCCCUAUCAACCUGCGUGGCACUGUCCCGUCUUCUCCUCGUCCAGUUAUCAUAUUCGACACUCCUGAAGUCCAGAGAUCCUGUGUGAAUGGUACCGGUUUUUAUAUGGCAGCCUUUCGCUAGUCCGGCACGAUCCGAGCAUGGAUAAACGACAUUCUUCACCUUCCCCCAGUGCCCCGAGUCCGCGACCCAGGGCCUUCAGGAACAGGAGUAAUUCACUGCCGAUCGUGGAAGCCCUAGGAUGCUCAACACCAGAGGCAGAGCUCAUCCUUGCGGAGGGAAGAGCUGCUGUGCGCAGCCGUUACGCCACUCACCGCCCCCGUGAUCGACGGGCUCUGCCAAACGCAGAGAGUGUGACGGCCUUCCGUCCGCAGGACCAUCUCCAGCACCUGAACGAAACGCAGCCGGUGAUGGAAGUUAUGGAGAGCUCAAGAACAGACGAUGAUUACACCUCCCAUCAUACACGGUCACCGUCACAAGGCACAGAUCGGACCAGCUCAACGAUUACUCCGACAGCCACCGCCUUUGCCGAAUCUGCAAAAUCCCCCAUCAGUCCUCUUUGGAACUAUUCCGCGAAUCUGGCCAGGUUUGUUCAAGCACAGCUGGAUGCAAUUACUUCUUACGACCCGAUAUCCACUUGCCACUCUGUUUCCGAACAUUCCGCAAAGGCCGAAAGGUCCCAAACUCGGAUCAGUACAGACAGACGAUCACUCGAAGGCCCUGGCGUUUUGGAAAUCCCCCCAGUUAGACCCCCGCUGCGCAGUGCCUUCUCUGCAUGGAGCUCGUCGGAUGAUGACACUGAGGAUGAGGCACAAGAGGAGUCCGAGCUACAACUGUCGAAGAGCUUUUCUAAGGACAGUAACACCCCAUACUCAAUCCUGCGGUACUAUGAGCAUGGUAGCGGGUCGUCGUUCCUCCUCACACCCACUCCAUUAGAAGAAGAAGAGCAACAAGCCCAGCAGGAGCCAAAUGUCCAAAGCUCGUCGAGUAUAGAAGGCAAGGCACCGACUACCGCCAUAAACUCCGAGCCCGACUGCGACUCAACUGUUUCUUCCCAUCACCCUAUCCUUACCACGUCGUCCACAGCGCCUUCCGUGUCGUCUAUCUCGACCCCGUCGUACUUCGACGGCAAGUGCAGCAGAGCGCUCCCGGUUCCCCGUCGUAUCAAGGACCGCCUUUUGGCCUCUGUGUCUCCUUACCGUGCCGGCGGCAAAAUAAAAGUUCUAGCAGCUGCAUCUUCGUUCGAGGGAGGUGCAUUAGCUAACGUACAUGACGGGUCCAUCGAGCCUCGGACGAAAGUACUCGUAGAUGGGCUGUCUUUUGACCUCAUGCGCAACUCCGCUGCACGCAACUAAGGCGUCCACCGAGAUUAACCGACAUCGCUGGGACGCAGGCAUCUCCGUCUUGUAAUAUCAGCAUUGCAUAUCGAGCGCAAGGCUUCCGGGUACCAGAGCAUACAGCAGCUGGUCUGUUUUAUGCCACGU